UGCUCUGUAAACAUGUCCACAGACCUUCUAUGAAUAUAGGUCAAUGGCUUCCUUCUCAACACCUCCAAAAGUGCAAAGGAGGAAACCCCACUCCAGUGUGCCUUUGGAACUACAAUAUUGAAGGGUGUGAGGACUGUGGCAAAAACCUUAUAGGAGAAUGCAAACUCCAUGGACCACUCAUCAGGGUUAAAGACAGGGUUAUUCCUAGCCGUGCCCGCCUUACCCUACCUCACUACCUCACUUUACAAGUGCUGGAGCUGCGAGCUGAGAACCAACAGAUCCUGGGAGUGUUUGCUAAGAAAGUCAUACAGAAGAGAACACAAUUUGGUCCAUAUGUUGGCAAACUGUCUACAAAACUGACCCACUAUGAUGACAGCAGGCUAGUUCUGCAGGUAUUGAAGGAUGGAGGAAAGUACUUUCUGGACACUCCUAAUGAAGACUGUGGAAACUGGAUGAUGUUUGUCCGGUUGGCUCGGAACCAAGAAGAACAGACUCUUGUAGCCUACCAGCACCGUGGAGAAGUCUACUUCACAACCAUUAAGCCAAUUGAACCCCACACAGAAUUAAAAGUGUGGUAUGCAGCAGAUUAUGCCAAAUUUAUGGAAGCUUCUGCAGUUGUCAUUAAAGAAGAAUCUGAUAUCUAUACUUUACCACCAGUUUCACCAAUAAGAGAUUCUGCAGACCCUUGGAUAUGCUCCAGUUGUAGUCACGUUUUCGGGACUUUUGCUCUUUUGGAAUCUCACCAGUGCAUCAAUGAAGACCGAGCCCUUACUCCCAGCUUCAGACUACCAAAUAAAUUGGGACCUGUAAAAACCAAGAGCAAGCCCAAAGGGAAACUGAGAAGAACUACCUUGGGCAAAAGCACUGUCCAGUGCUACGGGGCCAUUUCCUGUUCUCCUGGUGCAAAGCUUAGCUGCACCAGCUCAGGAAGAGUUUGCAAUCCCAUUGCGAGGUUUGUGCCGAAAUGGAGAAGUGGCCAGUCUUCACUGAUGAAGGGAAGAGAAAUGAAGCAGCAAGACAGUUUCCACUGUCAACUCUGUGGAAAGAUAUUUGAUUCAGUUGAAAAGCUCACAAUCCACACUUACAACCACACAGGGGAGCGUCCCUACAAGUGUUCAGAGCACGGAUGCACAAAAGCUUUCCUUUCCAAAUAUAAACUAAUAAGGCACUCAGCCACCCACUCUCCACAGAAAUCUCACCAAUGUGGUUACUGUGAAAAGACCUUUCACAGAAAGGACCAUUUGAAAAAUCACCUUCAGACUCAUGACCCCAACAAGAUGGCCUUCAGGUGUGAAGAGUGUGGAAAGAAAUACAAUACUAAGCUGGGUUACAAGCGACACCAGGCUCUUCAUGCAGCCACCAGUGGGGAUCUUACCUGCAGGGUCUGCUCCCAAGAGUUUGGAGGAACUGAAAUAUUGUUGGAACAUCUCAAAACUCAUGCAGGGAAGCCAGCCAGCAGCACCAAGGAAAAGAAACAUAAGUGUGAUCACUGUGAGCGCCAUUUCUACACUCGUAAAGAUGUGCGGCGUCACAUGGUUGUUCACACAGGCUGCAAGGACUUCUUGUGCCAGUUUUGCGCUCAGAGGUUUGGGCGCAAGGACCAUUUGACCCGCCACACCAAGAAGACCCAUCCACAAGAGCUGCUGAAGGGCAGGUUGCAGAAUGGUGACUUGCUGGGUCUCUUUGACCCUCUUUCCCCAUUCAGACUAAAGGAAGAAGACAGUGAACUCCCCUCUUUUCCUGAUAGGGUUUCAACACAACAUGGGAUUCUGAGCAGUUCAGAAGCAGGCUACAACAGUCCACAUACUAACUGUCAACAAGCCCUACAAAGUACACAUUCCCUUGAACGUCUUCCUCACAUGCCAAGGAUGGGCUGCGUAGAUGUCCUGUCAGCUGUUCGUUCCACACCCUCUCCACCGUCUGUUCCUACCAGCCAGAACUUUCAUCAGCCCAAUAGAUAUGAACCAAGUUCUACCUCAUUCACAUCAGUGCCCCUCAAGAAUCUACCCAACAAAGUGGAUGUUAAAAAUUAUAGUGUGAACCUGCUUGAAGAUCUCCCUUUACCAGAACCUCGCUCACCUCACAAAAUCAGUUUAGAGAUUUCCUCAGGGCCCCUUGGUGAUGUUGGCAAGUACACACUGCCCAAGGAGACUGAGACAACCACUGAAACAAUGAACACGUCCUCCAUGGAUCUCACUCAUAUACUGGGUUUCUGGCAACUCCCUCCAAGUGAUAACCAGAGUACCAGUGGGGACCUUACAGUGGCAUUUGGUCAGGAGGAACCACCACAUAGGUGCUGCCUUGGACAACUGCAAGGUCCUCAGAUAGCUACGGAUGGUGCAGCUCUCAAUCAGCUUCCUCAUGUCCUUUGCUCUUUUCCAUUCAGCACAAAUUCUGUGACAUUGCCUCAUUUUCACCAUGCAUUCAGAUAACUACCAGCUAUUACUAAGACUCCUUUUUUUACCUUAACUUUUUAGGGAGAGAAAAAAAUCUUUUAAAAACCUAUUAAAAACAAUUUGGGAAUAAUCCUGACAGGAGCUUAUUUUGUGUGAUACUUACUCAUUUUAUAGUGUAUGACAAUAGCAAGAAUGGCAUGUUUUUCCUCUCCAUACCCUAUGUUUUUUACAUUUAAACCAAAUAGCUGAAUAAGUGAUCUUCAAUGGAAAAACAACUAGUUUCAUGAUGAGCACACAAAAUUCUGGCUGCUGUGAGGGGGUGGAUAAUUUAACCUUAAUGAGUCAUGAAGAUGUUGCACAGAUAACUUCAGAAUUGGGAGACAUGUUAAAUUCUACAUCAGAACAUGUAUAAUUUUGGAGGGUCAAGUAGGUUUCUGUGUUGAGCACUUAAUUAAUGAACUUUUAAGUAUGUUUCAGUUGUGAUUCUGUCACUGAAUUACUUUAUCUCCUUGUCUCACUUCUUUUUUUAAAACAAAAGACAGAUAUUACUAUGGCAAUUAAAUUGAACUAGAUUUUGUUUUUUAAAGUGCACUUCAGCUGUAUGUGCCUGCAUAUAGGGAGGUGGUUGCGUGUGUGCACGCAUACGUGUGUGCGUGUGGGCAGAUCUGCAUUUUCCCUGGGUUGGUAGCAGACGAACAGCUGUCUUGUAUAAAUGGCUUUUGCUAAAACAGAAGUAAAUUGUUUAACAUGUUAAGGCAGCAUAUUAAUUUUAAUUUAGAACUUGAUCUGGCAAGAUAUGAGGCACCUUGGGCUCAUGCAAGCAAGCACUUCAACACAUAUGCACAUACCUGCAGUCCCAUUGGCUCAGCAUCUUGCAUAUCUAAGGCUCAGUAAAGAUCAUGCGCCUCAUCAAGCUAGGAUUUGAUUCAUCUUUGAUUGAUGAAGUUCGUCUUUGUUUAGCCCAGGAAAGCAAUUAAUAAUUUUUACAAGCUGCAGCAUAAAAGUUCCUUGGCUGAUAAACGGCAUUAGCAAUAACAGCUUGAGCUGACAGCCGUCCACAUCAUGUAUAUUAACACAUUAUGAGGUUAGUUGCGGGUCUGCCUCUGAAGGAUUGUAGAAUCCAGUAGCUUACACAGUGUAUCGCUUACAGCCACAGAUGGUGCCAAACACCACUGAAGUGUUCAUGUUUAUGUAGCAAGUAUGAUGAUGUAAAACUCAUUUUAUUAUGGCUUCAGAAUGGGAGUAUUUAGCAAAUUAUAUCUUUUUAAACCACAACAGAAGUAAAGGUGUAAACAGACCUCAGCUUUGUGCCACCACAAUUUUUAUGGUGGCAUAAAGGGAAAGCAAAGAGAUGCCUAUACUAUUUGUCCUACCACUAAUCAUAGAAUCAUACAAUCAUAGAAAAUUACAUGUUGGAAGGGACCUCAGGAGGUCAUCUAGUCUAUCCCCCUGCUU
Messenger RNA from Gavialis gangeticus (Gharial), 3851 nucleotides. RefSeq names its product PLAG1 like zinc finger 1 (gene PLAGL1). Gene Ontology annotation, cellular component: cytoplasm; nucleus. The transcript is spliced from 8 exons. Gene Ontology annotation, molecular function: DNA-binding transcription factor activity; RNA polymerase II cis-regulatory region sequence-specific DNA binding; histone deacetylase binding. The record is from RefSeq and is a predicted model, not a curated record. Lineage: Eukaryota; Metazoa; Chordata; Crocodylia; Gavialidae. Bases 30 to 2432 code for a protein of 800 amino acids. Gene Ontology annotation, biological process: cell fate commitment; regulation of transcription by RNA polymerase II.